GCCCGUGCACGCACGGGCGGCUGCCAAGGAAGGGGCGGGCUUCCUUACCGGUGUGCGUGCAACACCUGGUGGCGGCGACAGCGGCGGCAGCAGCGGUGACGACGACGACGACGACGACGACAACGACGACAACGACGACAACGACGACGACGACAACGACGACGACGGCGGCGACAGCGGCAGCACGUCCCGGGCAAUUAUUAUGCGAUCGGCUGCGGCCGUCCUGGCCGCGGCGGCGGCUCUGGCCCUUCUCCUGGACACGGUACUCGCCCGGCACCAGCAUCGCUCCGGGAAUCCCACCGGCCCCAGAGCGUCCGGUGACAUCUCCCUCUGGAUCGACCAGCAACAAAUAAAAAUGUUCAGCGGGCUGGCAAUGGAAAUAUACGCGAUUGCGGAGGGCAAAGUACUGUCGUACCUUUUGGAUCCAGAAUUUGAGAACAAACUGCCUAUUAUACCGAGCGAGGUGUCGCACGUGAAUUUCACGUGGAAGUCAGGAGUAAAAAAGUACUUUUACAACUUUUUUCACUUAAAGUCGUUCGACGAGAGCAUCUUGAAAACUCCAUCCAUCACGAUUAAAACGCAAGGACGGGUGCCCAAGAGACCGAAAGAGUUCAGCAUUCUUCUACCUUGCGCCGGCAAUUCGGGCAUAGCGCAAUUCGGGAUCGGUCUGAUGAUCGAGUCCCGCAAGGGGAAACCUCUAAACGGGACGCCCCUCCGUCUCCGUUUGAGGAAAGAAUGCACCGUGCGCGGUGAGUGGUCAGUCAGUCGCGCCCACGAUCACCACCUCUUCACUCGCACAUACAAACCUAAUCCUGGUCCCUGUCCGGAUGGUUAUCUAGGGCCUCAUUGUAAAAAAGCACUUUGUUAUCCGAAUUGCAUGAACGGCGGUAAUUGCACGGCGCCAGGUGUGUGCUCGUGUCCGCCAGGAUAUCAAGGCCCUUAUUGCGAAGGAGGUAUCUGCGUGGAAAAAUGUUUGAACGGAGGAAAGUGCAUCCAGAAGGAUGUUUGCGAAUGUCCAAAGGGCUAUUUUGGCUUGCGCUGCGAAUUCUCCAAAUGCGUUAUUCCUUGUCUCAAUGGGGGCAAAUGCAAGGGCAACAAUAUCUGCAGGUGUCUGAACGGAUACAAAGGCAAUCAUUGCGAAAUUGGUACACGCAUAACGUCGCAACGCUCGACGUCAUGUAGCCGGCCAUGCAGACACGGGACCUGUCAAGGCGACACGUGUCUCUGCGAGAAGGGUUGGUACGGAAAGUUUUGCCACAAAAACAAGCCGUGGGCUUAGGAAUCAAUUAAGUGUACCAACUGGAUUUUUUUAAAAACAUCAUUCUAAAAUUCCAACGGAAUCAUGGCAGAUUGUUUCAUCUGUGUAUCUUGAAUUGUAUGGAGAAACAAAAGUUUAUGCGUUCGAAGAGAAAGAAUCUCGUGAUAUUAAAAUAAUUCAAAGAUUUUUAGCAUUUUUGUUUUUAUUUAGUGCGGCGAUAAUGAGAGAAACAUAAAAGGUUUCAUAAGAUUCAGAUCCAAAUCUCGAUUGGUAACCAAUGUGAUGUAAAAUUUAUAGUUUCUAAUUUACUUUGCCCAGAUGUGAUAUGUAAAGAGCUGCUUUAUGCCAUUUUAUAACAUUAUUAUAUUUAGUUAUUAAUACUUUUGUACUGUAGUUGUAACAAUUGUAAAAACAAAAAAUAGGAACAAAAUAGGUAUUUUUCUGUAAUGGUGCUUGGUUAUGCUUUAGAAAGCAUGACCAAGAAAUAAUUCAGCAUUGUAGUGUAUCUGUGAUGGACUUUUUUGCUAUUAUACUGUCUCUUUCUGUGUACAUCUUAAAAUAUAGGUAAAUAAAUAUGGUUUUAUUGACAAAUCCGUGA
This is a messenger RNA of Pogonomyrmex barbatus (red harvester ant), 1856 nucleotides long. It is a transcript of the gene shf, whose product is annotated as WNT inhibitory factor 1. Lineage: Eukaryota; Metazoa; Arthropoda; Insecta; Hymenoptera; Formicidae. Gene Ontology annotation, biological process: anatomical structure development. Gene Ontology annotation, molecular function: signaling receptor binding. Gene Ontology annotation, cellular component: extracellular region; cell surface. The record is from RefSeq and is a predicted model, not a curated record.